Messenger RNA from Malassezia japonica, 966 nucleotides. RefSeq lists its product as uncharacterized. NCBI's taxonomy places the organism in Eukaryota, Fungi, Basidiomycota, Malasseziomycetes, Malasseziales, Malasseziaceae. The transcript has 2 exons. Bases 1 to 966 code for a protein of 321 amino acids. The record is from RefSeq and is a predicted model, not a curated record.
AUGAGCGGCUGUACGAAUGCGCCGCCGCCGCUGCAAGGCACGCUGGCCCUGUACCAGACCGAGCCGGUCUCGCUUCCGUACUUUGAGACGAAUGGACACCACGCGAAUAAGCUCGUCUUUCUUGCGGGGCUGACCGACACGAUCGGCGUCGUGCCCUACCUCCCCCGCCUGGCCAGUGCGCUGGACAAGAUCGGCUACGCGCUGGUCCAGCCUGUCAAGGGCUCGGACCUCGGUGGAUUCGGUACGGCAUCGCUUGAGGGUGACGCGCAAGAGGCGGCGCAGCUGAUCGAGCAUCUCACGACGCGCGCGACGCACCCGGCCUCGGGCAAGGUGGUCGUGAUGGGCCACUCCACUGGGUGCCAAGACGUCGUCCAGCUCCUCUCGACCGACCGCCGCGCGGCUAAGGGAGGAGAUGUGAACCUCCGUGUGCACGGCGGCAUCCUCCAGGCGCCUGCGUCCGACUAUGACUACUUUGAGGCGCACAAGACCGAGGAAGAAGCCCAGCUGCUCAAGAAGAGCGAAGAGCUGAUCCAGACCGACCAGGCACAAGCACUGCUUCCCCGCGACGGCAUCCCCCCGAAGCCGUCUGCGACGCACGGCCGUGGCCCGGGCAAUGCGGACACGAUUACCAAGCCGGCCUUUACGGCGUACCGCUUCCAGAGCCUUAACGGAUCCGGGGGAGACGACGACUUCUUCAGCAAGGACCUGAGCGACGAGCAGAUCCGCAAGGCGCUGCACCCGGCGCUCUCGCGUGCGCCUCUGCUCAUGCUGAUCGGCGAAAAAGACGAAUAUGUGCCCCCAUCCGUGGACAAGGUCGAGCAGAUCAAGCGGUACACAGCCGUGCUGGAAGGCGACCCCCUCCGUGCGCUGCUCGUCCCUAAUGCGAAUCACAAGGUGGACGAUUCCGAGGCACAAGAUAAGGUGUGCGAGGCGGUGAUCGACUUCCUGAGCAACCUAAGCGAGUAA